Messenger RNA from Melospiza melodia melodia, 669 nucleotides. Its product is annotated as olfactory receptor 14J1-like. Gene Ontology annotation, biological process: G protein-coupled receptor signaling pathway. Gene Ontology annotation, cellular component: membrane. NCBI's taxonomy places the organism in Eukaryota, Metazoa, Chordata, Aves, Passeriformes, Passerellidae. Gene Ontology annotation, molecular function: odorant binding; olfactory receptor activity. The annotation marks the transcript as partial. The transcript is spliced from 2 exons. The record is from RefSeq and is a predicted model, not a curated record.
AUGCCCAUGUUCUUCUUCCUGCUCAACCUGGCCCUCACUGACCUGGGCAUGAUCUGCACCACUGUCCCCAAAGCCAUGCACAAUUCCCUCUGGGACACCAGGGACAUCCUGACCAUCAUGUGCUACAACCACUAUGUGUCCAUCUGCAAACCCCUGCACUACGGGACCCUCCUGGGCAGCAGAGCUUGUGCCCACAUGGCAGCAGCUGCCUGGGCCAGUGCCUUUCUCAAUGCUCUGCUGCAAACAACCAACACAUUUUCCCUGCCCUUGUGCAAUGGUAAUGCCCUGAGCCAGUUCCUCUGUGAAAUCCCACACAUCCUCAAGCUCUCCUGCUCACACUCCAAACUCAGAGAACUUGGGCUUAUUGUGCUUGGUGCCUGUUUAGGUUUUGGCUGUUUCGUGUUCAUUGUUUUCUCCUAUGUGCAGAUCUUCAGGGCUAUGCUGAGGAUCCCCUCUGAGCAGGGACGGCACAAAGUCUUUUCCACCUGUCUCCUUCACCUGGCUGUGGUCUUCCUGUUUGUCAGUACCUCAUUUUUUGCCUGCCUGAAACUCCUCUCCAUCUCCUCCCCAUCCCUUGAUCUGGUGGUAUCAGUUCUGUACUUAGUGGUGCCUUCAGCCCUGAACUCCCUCAUCUACAGUCUUUUUCCUUCUUACCAUCCAAUAUUCUGA